Triticum turgidum subsp. durum (durum wheat) is the source of this 603-nucleotide messenger RNA. NCBI's taxonomy places the organism in Eukaryota, Viridiplantae, Streptophyta, Magnoliopsida, Poales, Poaceae. The record is from the annotation of a GenBank genome assembly.
AUGGGCUGUUCGUCUUCUCUGCCAGCAAACAGUACUGGAGGCUUGGGCAAUAUCAACAACGAGAACUCUGCAACUGACUCAAAGAAUUUGAAAGUGAAGUUGGUUUUACUGGGAGAUUCUGGUGUUGGGAAAAGCUGCAUUGUUCUUCGCUUUGUCCGUGGUCAGUUUGACCCCACAUCAAAGGUAACUAUUGGUGCAUCAUUUCUGUCACAAACAUUGGCAUUGGAGGACUCCACAACAGUGAAGUUUGAAAUAUGGGACACUGCUGGCCAGGAGAGGUAUGCUGCAUUAGCACCUCUGUACUACAGGGGAGCUGGUGCUGCAAUCGUUGUCUAUGACAUAACAAGUGCAGAAUCAUUCAUCAAAGCACAAUAUUGGGUGAAGGAACUUCAGAAACACGGUAGCCAGGAUAUGAUCAUGGCUUUGGUAGGAAAUAAGGCUGACCUACAUGAAAAACGCACUGUGUCUUCUCAGGAAGCACAGGAGCACGCGGACAUGAACAAUAUGUUUUUCGUUGAGACAUCGGCGAAAACGGCUGAUAAUAUAAACCAACUAUUCGAGGAAAUUGCCAAGAGGCUGCCGAGGCCUACACCGCCAUCCUGA